Messenger RNA from Monodelphis domestica (gray short-tailed opossum), 10337 nucleotides. It is a transcript of the gene CISD2, whose product is annotated as CDGSH iron sulfur domain 2. Gene Ontology annotation, cellular component: intracellular membrane-bounded organelle; mitochondrial outer membrane. Gene Ontology annotation, molecular function: 2 iron, 2 sulfur cluster binding. Lineage: Eukaryota; Metazoa; Chordata; Mammalia; Didelphimorphia; Didelphidae. Gene Ontology annotation, biological process: regulation of autophagy; autophagy of mitochondrion. The record is from RefSeq and is a predicted model, not a curated record.
UAUGAAUUAUCCUUUUUUCAUUUUUUAUAUUAGUAUACAACACUCUAUCUUCUGACUACAUAUUUUUCAUUAGUUAUCUCCCGGUCCUGGAAACCUUCUUAUCCCUAUAACCUCUUUUUUAUCUCCUUUCAAAUCUUAGGUGAAGUCCCACCUUAUUCAAGAAAUUUUUUCUAGUCCUUCUUAAUCUUGGUGCCUUUUCUGAGAUUACUCUCAAUUUAUCCUCUAUCCUCAGCACUUAGCACUUAGUAGGAGAUAAUUAACAGUUUACUAACUACUGGCAAUUUUUUUCCUCUUUCCUCUUUCCAUUUUAAAAAGUAAAUUAGCUAAUGGUUCAUGUAUUUUAUUAUUAUAUUUAUUAUUUUUUAAGUCUAAUUUUUAUAACUUCAAUGGUUUUUUGCUUUGCUUUAUAUUAGUUAUGCAUACAAUUAUAUGUAUAUUUAGAUAAUGAUAACAACCCUAUAUAGAAAAACAAAUUUGGAAAAUUUGGAACUCUGAUCAGUACAGUAAUAAACCCUGGGUAGAUGAUGAGUAGUUUUUUUCCUUGUUUUUACUUUGCUCUCUUUUUCUAAUACAUGUGUAGUUUUCUUUCAUGAUUUUUUGAAAUAUGUUAUCCAAACCAUUUCUUUUCUGAUCAUGGUUUUCAAUUAUUCUUUUUAUUAAAGAAAUGUUCAUUGAUACCUUCUGUUUUUUAAACAUAAUUUUGCCCAGUGUUUCUCUCUCUCCCUGAGACCUAUCCCACAUAACAAAUUAUAUAUUUAAAGUGCUAAAGAGAUAAAAAAUCAGAAUAAUUGAUCAAUGUUGCAAAAGUAUGAAAAUAUAUGUAAUAUGCCACACUUAUGGAGCCUAUGGAAAGAGUGGGAAUGUGGUCUCUUAUUCUUUCCAGUCAUGCUUGUCCUCUAUUUGCAACAUUAACUUCUUUUCCAUUUCCACUGUUACAGUAAUUGGAUAUAUUGUUUUCUUAGCUCUAUUUAUGCCAUUCCAUAUUAGUUUAUGUAAAUAUUUUAAUGUUUCUCUGAAUUCAUCUCAUUCAUCAUUUCUUAUAGCAUUCCAUCAUAAAACAAUCAUUUGCCACAGUUUAUUUAUUGAUUUCCCAAUUAAUAGGCAUCUACUUUCCUUUCAAUUCUUUGCUAUCAAAAAUAUGCUGCUAUAAAUAUAAAUAACACUGAGGACUCACUGCUCACCUAAGUGCCAAGAAUUAGAUCUUCUUUAAGGAAUCAAAAUGGCCACACUCAAGUCCUGGGUGAGUCUGAGUUCCCUCCCUAUUGGACUAAAAUAAAAAAAACUGGCCUUUGUGACCCAGCAUUGAUUCUCAUAGUGAUCAUGGAGCUGAGAUAAAAAUACUUCCUCACACUCUGAUAUCCUGAUUGGUAUCUUUUUUCAUUUCUUCCAUUUAUUCUUUUGUCCUUCAGGCUGAGUCAUUUUCCCUCCUGAGGCUCUGCUUAUACUUGUUGUGGAAUCAUACUUUUUCCCUCCCUGAACUUAUUUCUUAGGCAUCUCUUCACCCAUAACAUUUCUUCACAAUGUUUGGCAUCUUCUAUUUAUUACCUUCAGGAGAUCAGAGUAAAUUUGACCUUCUGUGUCAGGGCCAGGCUCUGUACCCUUCAGUAUUUUGGAUACAGGUACUCAGGUCUUGUUUGGCCUUGAUCUUAAUUUCUUUGGCUCUUGGCACUUGCUUUUACUUCUCCUGGUAUGUCAGUCUCUUAGCUCUGGACAACUUCAUGUCCCUUUGGUUUAUUCUGCACUAUGGCUAUCAGGGCCUUUGGGAGAAUUUUCAGUUUACAUGUCCAAAGUUCAGCCACAUGUCCAAAGUUAAAGCACUGAGGAUUUCUAACCUUACCCUGAAUCUUCAUCAGAGUACUCAGGGUACUCUAGAAGCAGAGUGUUAUAAGCUUCAGGUACCCAUAGAGCACCUUUAGUUAGAGCUUUGACAGAUAGCCUAUCUGUUUACCUGACCUUUCACUGGAUUCUUUUUUCAAUGUCUGCAUAAUUCUGGCUAUCUUUCUAUGCAAUGCUGAGGGGCUGAAAUGCUUGAUAUUAUCUCUCUCUGGAUUUUAGAAUUAUUUGUCAAUCUGGUGUCCUUAAAUCUUUGCUGGAAUACUUAUAGGAGGGCUAAGCUCCUCUACAACCACUAAAGGUGUUAUCUGUAAAAAAUAGACUCGAACUCUGGACUUCAAUCCCCAGAAGUCCUUGCUCCACUUCCCCAGAAUGCUUUGAAUUCUCACAUGGGCCGAGAUUGAGAAGGUAUUUAACCUGAUUGCAAAGGUUUUUGAGCUCUGUCUCUUUUGGACUUCCGUUUUGGGGCAGAUGUGGCUCUUUCUAUAAUGUAGGUGAGGUCUUGUCUAGGCCUCUCUGGCCUAGGCAUGUUUUCCUUAUCCUGUAUUUUCUUUAAUCCUUAAUCUUCAAUAAACCUCUAAAAAUAUAAUACUCCUUGCAGAGCGAAACUAAUUUCUACCUGCCACAGUCUCCCCUAAAUUUUAAUCUUUACAUAUCUUAGUUGGGAGUCCUCCCUAAUGAUAUUUAAAUGAGAAACCAAUUCACUGAUAUCAAAAAAGGGGAAGAUAAAAUAGGUAAAUACAAUAUGAAGAAAAAAGAAACCUCUCUUCUAUAGUUUUCUUUUUCCCAUAAUAGAAACAUAUUAUUUCACUAAAGUCUAUGCCUUGUACUGGCAUGGAAGUGACCCUUUAAAAGAAUAAACUCUUUCAGGCCCUGUUAAGCUGGAAAAGUUUUGAGAAUGGGUCCUGCAACAAGUUAUGUUUCUGUCAUCUGAGGGCCAGCCAAAGUACAUUGGCACCCCACUCCAACAGGCCCAUUUUAGUAGAAAUUUUUCUCAGAUCAACUCAGACUUGGUGAAUUUGGGAUACAGAGGAUAAUAAUAUAAUCACCAUUUAAUGAUGUUUUGGGAGUUCUCACCAAUGUCCAUGGACUAAUUUUUGAAUAUCAUAAGAUAGUUUGAAUUCUAGGCAUAUUUUAAGAUGAGAUUAGAAGGAAUAACAAUGAAUAAUGAGAAAAAUCUCAAAGAAUAGAAAAAUUCUAUCAGUGAAAUUUUAUUUAUUUUUUGAACCCUUACCUUCCAUCUUGGAAUCAAUACUGUGUAUUGGAUCCAAGGCAGAAGAGGGGUAAGGGCUAGGCAAUGGUGGUUAAGUGAUUUGACCAGGGUCACCCAGCUGGGAAGUUUAUGAGGCUAGAUUUGGACCUAGGACCACCCCCUACCCCCCCACCCCACCCCCGAUUCUAGGUCUGGCUGUCAAUCCUAUCAGUGAAAUUUUCUGCUAUAGGUAUCUGGUUUCAUCCAUUUAGAGAAUCUGAAAUUUCCCUUUUGAACACAAAAUGACUUUUAUUCAUACUUUUAUUCUUUGGCAAGGAAAUCAAAGUUGAUAAUUUGAGGUAUAUUUCCAUCACUAAUAUUAAUGAUUUUUCUUUUAUGAUACUGAAAUACUUGAAAAUUAUGUAAAGACUCUAAAUCUUAUCUGGAACCUAGAUCUUUUUUCUAACUUCAUUCUGUGAGUUUUUAUGCUUUUAAAAAUAUUUACUUUGAUGUCUACUUGUUAUAGCAGAUCUGCAACAAGUUUUGGCUACAUACAAUGUUUUUUGUUACAUAUAUGUGACAAGAUUUCACUAUUGCAUUCUAAGAAUACAAGAAAUUACAUAUGUGCUAUAUUUGGCUUAAUAAAUGAUCCAUCUAUGUUAUUAUUAUCUUUAAUAAUAUCACGGAUACUUCCAUGGGGAAGCACGAGAUAGUUCAGGAAUAGUAGCAUCAUGUUAGACUAAGAAUCAACAAAGACUAGUCUUUGGCAAAUAUAGUCAGUUCUAUAACUCAAAAUAUGUAUUCCAAAAAUCACAGCACUAUACAAUAAUACAGAAUAAUAAUCAGAGGGCUUAUGAGGAAAAUGAGGUUGGGGCAAAACUUCAUCAGUAACAGAAAAAAUAGGAAUUGUAAAUGGUUUAGUCUUUCUUAGCACUGAUUUCUUCAUCUAUAAAAUAAGAGAAUUGUAUUAAUUAUAUCUCUAAUCCCUUCUGGCUUUAAAAAUUCUAUACUAUAUUUUAGUAGUUACACCUACCUCUUCCCAUGUCAACAAAAAAUAACCUUUAAAUAUAUAGAGUCCAUUGUAUCUACCCUUAUCCAUAUCUAUCAAUCAUUUGUGAAUCCGUGUUUAACCAUUUAAACCAAAAUAUUUUCAACUUUUAAGUGUAAUUAACAACAAACUAUCAAGUUCUUCCUUGUUGAAAGAGUGGGUUUAAGAAGAUCUUUAAGUACAUGAGUUCAGAAACCAUGGAAAUGACUGAAGAGAAGUUGUACAAUACUAUUAAAGUAAAAUAGAAAUGUCUCCUUCCUUCAACCAAUUUUAACAGUAUAUACUUUGGCUGUGUGAUCUUGAGUAAGUCAUUUAACCUCCAUUACCUAGCUCUUACCCAUCUUUGGCCUUGGAACCAAUAUAUAGUAUUGAUUCUAAGAUGGAAGGUAAAGCCAGCCUUUCCUAUAGUUUUUAAAGAAGAGUAUAUACUUUGAAGUAGUGUUUGUUGGGUAGCUACUGGAAAAUGUCUGUUGUAUGAAAAAGUACCAACAAAUUUUUUAAAAUAGAGAGAAGGUUCAUUAACAUGAAUAUUGAAGUCUCUAAGGAUGAUGAUAGGGAAUGGGGAGGACUGGAAGUAUUAAAUUCAGCUACGCUCUUUGUGGUGGCAAAAAAUUGGAAAAUGAGGGGAUGCCCUUCAAUUGGGGAAUGGCUGAACAAAUUGUGGUAUAUGUUGCUGAUGGAAUACUAUUGUGUUCAAAGGAAUAAUGAACUGAGAGAAUUCCAUGGGGACUGGAACAACCUCCAGGAAGUGAUGCAGAGCGAAAGGAGCAGAACCAGGAAAACAUUGUACACAGAGAUGUACACUGUGGAACAAUCGAAUAUAAUGGACCAUUGCCAUUAGUGGCAAUGCAACGACCUUUAACAACUUGGAGGAACCUACAAAAAAACCCACUAUCCACAUCCAGAGGAAAUGCAGUGGGAGUAAAAACACCAAAGAAAAACAGCUGCUUAAUUACAUGGGUUGAAGGGAUAUAGCUGGGGAUGGAGACUCUAAAUGAACAUCCUAGUGUAAACAACAACAUGGAAAUAGGUUCUGAUCAAGGACACAUGUAAUACCCAAUGAAAUAGGGCAUUGGCUUUGGGAAGAGUGGGUGGAGGGGAGGGAGGGAAAUAAUGUGAUUAUUGUAACCAAGGAAUAGUGUUCUACUUAUUCAAAUGGAAAAACAAAACCAAAACCAAAACCAAAAAAAACCCUUCAAGACUUAAAGAAAAAAGAAAGUAUUAAAUUCACUGAAUAUUUAAGAGAAUGAGCUAAAUAUCAACAUUAAAGCUCUAACUUCAUAUAUGUCUCAGUUCAAUUUUUGGAGCUUCUUCAUUAACAGGUAAUAACACAACCCCCCUUCUGCCCCCCAUCUAAGAGUUCCUCUGGGAACAUAUAAAUUUGGUCCAUUUCCAGCUCUCAUCUAGGUAUCUUCAUUUCCCUUGAAAUAAGUGGAAUGAAAAUUCAUGAAACACUACAUACCUAAUAAGGAAAGAGUAAGAUCCUAUUAUAUUCACUAAAUAUUCACUGAGCCCCUACUGAUUGUUUAGUUUUUGUGCUAGGCACAAAAGGGCUACAAGGCAAGUGAAACAGUUCCUACCACUUUAUUAUAACAAAGUUCUUUAUGGUCAUGCAUAGUUAUUUAUAGUUACAAUGUAUUUUCACAUACAUGAUGUUAUUUGAGAAUUUUCUUUUAAACUUGUAAGACUGGAAUAGCCAACAUAUUUAGAAUGUUUUAGGGUUUUCAAAUGCACAUACUUUGGGGGCAGUUGGGUGGCUCAGUGAUUUGAAACUCAGGCUUAGAGAUGGGAAUUCAUGGGUUCAAAUCUGAUACCAGAUACUUCCUAGCUGUGGGACCCAGGGCAAGUCACUUAACCCCCAUUGCCUAGUCCUUACUGUUCUCCUGCUUUGGAAUUGAUACAGAGUAUUGAUUCUAAGACAGAAAUCAAGAGUUAUUUUUUAAAAAAUGUUAUUUAUGCUUGGGAGAAAGUACUACAGGAAUUAUUUCUCCUAUGUGACAGAUGAGGACUCUAAGACUCGGAGUUUAUAUGUUUGGGCUCCGGUCACACAAUCAUUAUCAGUCAGGAAUGGGAAUUUCCUGAUUUCAAGUCUAUGACACCAUACUGCCUUUCUGCAUUGUAGUUACAUCAAGAAUUGUUAUAUUUAUAUUAAAGAUGAUGCUCAAGGAUGUGAUAUGUCCAAGGUGGCAUACAACUAUUUGUAGCUGUCAGGACAAGAGUCUGAACCUUCUGAUUCCAAGUUUGGUAUUCUUUUUCCAUAUUGUAUUUUCUAACUGAAAGAGAGUGGAUGAAAAAAAAUUAAUUAAGUAGUUACAACAUGGCAGAGUAGAGCUGGCCUUCAAGUCAGAAAGACUUGGGUUCAAGGUCUGCCUCACUAGCAUUAUGACCCUAUGUAAAUCACUUACUUUUUAGGACUCUAGGCAAAUUCUCCAAGAUAAAAACUUGCAGAAAAAGUGCUCACCUUCAAUAGUAGUUUCUUCCUCUGGGAAUUCCUUGGAUUAAUAAAAUCACAGGUCUCAUCCCUACCUUAACCCUAGGUGCCAAGCACUGUGCUAAACUCUGGGGAUAGUUAUUAUAAAAGUGAGGCAAUCCCCUUACCACCAAAAGAAAAAUAGUUGAAAACAAGAUUAAACAUAAAACUGAGGAAUUAAAACUAUUGAGUUCAGGUAAGGAAGAAUUACAGUAACUGGAAUAAUCACAGAAGGGUCAUGGAAGAGGCUGGAUUCUGAGCAUGGGAUUGAAAGACAAACAGCUGACUAUCUGGAGAAGAUAGGAAUAGCAUUCAAAGUAGAAGAAACAGUAAGUAUGAACCUGUCAUCACUGAAGGACUAUCAAGGAAGAAAGUAUCCUAGAAGAGUUUUCACACUAGAGAAUGGUGGUAUUCUAGAUGGAAAGGUUGUGAGCAUAGAAUUACUAAAUGAUGAAUAAUAUGGUGAAAGUGCUGUUUUAAGCAGAAUAAUUUGGCCACAGGGUGCUUGAUGGAAGGGAAGGAAACUGAUGGGGAGACAGGUUAGGUGGCUAUUGUAAUAAUCCACAAGUGAAGUAAUCAAGGGCUGGAUAUUGUAGAUGUGACUCUAAAACUAGGACUUCUCUAUUCAGGACUGAUUUUGAGAUAAAAUGAGUCACUAAACACUUAACAAUAGAGGUUUAGGGGGCAGCUGGGUGGCUCAAUGGAUUGAGAGUCAGGCCUAGAGAUGGGAGGUCUUAAGUUUAAAUCUGGCCUCAGAUACUUCCUAGCUUUGUGACCCUGGGCAAGUCAUUUAACCCCCAUUGCCUAGCCCUUACCAUUCUUCUGCCUUGGAGCCAUUACAUAGUAUUGACUCCAAGAGGAAAUGUAAGGGUUUAAAAAAAAAAUAGAGGUUUACUUUGCCCUAACACAGUAAAGAUACACAGCAAAGGUACAGCAGGACUUAUUUUCAGCUUUAGUAAACACAGCUUCCCUUGGGAAACAGGCCUAAUCAUAAUCUUAGGCCCCUACUAAGUUUGAAACUAGAGCCCAGAAAGCUUGUGUUUUUAUUGGUCUUAGGUUAGGAAGCCAUUUAUCUAUCCUUCUUAAAAACCCUAACCUUCUGCCAAAGAAUUACUGUACAUUGGUUCCAAGGCAGAAGAGUGGUAAGGGCCAGGUGUCAAAUGCCUUGUCCAGGGUCACACAACAGUGUCUGAGAUCACAUUUGAAACCAGAACCUCCUGCCUUUGGGCCUGGCAUUUAAUCCAGUGAAUCACCUAGGUGCUCCCUAAGUAAGGCCUGAGUGCAAAUACUACCAAAGACAAGUUACUAGCUGAGGGAUCCUGGGCAAGUCACUUAACCUCUCGGCCUAAGUUUCUGUAUCUGUAAAAUAUAGAUGAAAUCAGUUCCAAUCUAGAAGGGUUGUUUUGAAGAUCAAAUGAGAUUAACAUGUGCAAAGAGCUUUGCAAAACGUUACAGCAUUGUAAGCGUUAUGUAAUAAAUGCUAAGCCCAUUAUUAGUUAUGUACCUACACCUUCCAAUAGUGCCUAGCACACACCGUCACUGAAUAAGUGCUUGUUGAAAGGGCCACUUCCUCGAUCAAUUCUGGGUGGGAAAGAAAAAAAAAAUUUGCUUCCUGGUACCGCACCAGGAUACGGGGCUGGGACGCGUAACCUUUGACCUCAGAUGCGGUGAAUUUUCAUUUUUAGGCCUAGGGAGCAGCUUCAUACUGCGAGGCCUAGUCUAUACCUGUCCCGAUGAGAACGAAGUCAAAUUGACCCUGGUUCGUCCACGCCAGAGCACGCGCUUUCCCUUUUUCGCUUUGUUAGCGGCGCCCCGCCGGACAGCACGCCCUAGCUACCCCGCCGGGUCAGUCCUUUCCGUGUCUGCACAGCAGCCAGGGGUUCUUCCGCCUACGUCACCGGCUGGUCCGACCAAUCAGGGGCUGGCAGAUCACCGCUCCCUCGCUGCAGGCUUGCCGCUGCCCCACCUCCCCACGAUCCCCCCCCCAACUGAGCUCCACUGGGAGACGGAAAGCAUCCCGGCUGGCGGCGCAGGCGCGAUAACAGAGAGGUCCUCUCCGAUAGUAGAGCGCGCACUGCUUGUCGACCGAGGAUGGUGCUGGAGAGCGUGGCCCGCAUUGUGAAAGUGCAGCUUCCCGCCUAUCUGAAACGGCUCCCGGUUCCGGAGAGCAUUACGGGGUUCGCGCGGCUCACAGUUUCAGAAUGGCUUCGUUUAUUACCGUUCCUGGGUGUACUUGCACUGCUAGGAUACCUUGCAGUUCGUCCAUUCCUCCCCAAGAAAAAACAACAGAAAGACAGCUUGAUUAAUCUCAAGAUUCAGAAGGAAAAUCCAAAAGUAGUGAAUGAAAUAAACAUUGAAGAUUUGUGCCUUACUAAAGCUGCUUACUGCAGAUGUUGGAGAUCUAAGACGUUUCCUGCUUGUGAUGGGUCACAUAAUAAACACAAUGAAUUAACAGGAGAUAAUGUGGGUCCACUAAUAUUGAAGAAGAAAGAAGUAUGAGUGUUGGACUAAUUGCAUUCAUUUCUGAAGUGUAAACUCUUACUAUAUUGAAUUUUCCAUCAUUUGUGUCUACAAGUGCCUUUGAAUGGCCUAAAUGAUAUCUUCUGUAGUUUUAGUGAAUCUUGUUGAUUUGAUCAUUAUUUCUGCCAUGUAGUUUUCUUCCUAUACUUGUUUUGUAUUUGAUACUUUGUAUAUCUAGAAGAAUCAUAUUUAUGUAGGUCUUAAAAAUGGAACAAGCCUUUCUAUUAUAAAAUAAGAAUUGCUUUGUGUUACAGCAACAAAAUCAUACUCCUGAGCUUGAUUUUUAACAGAUUGUUAGUCCAAGAUUUCUGUAAUGCUCCUAAAAUUAUUUAUCUGUGAGUAAUUGUAUGUGAUAUCAUUGUUUUCAACAUACAGAACUCCUUUUAUUCUUGGCAGUGUAAAAUACUUAUUUUUCAAACACUUAUGUACUUUAAUUGAAAUUCUUUUUUUUUCAAUCUUUAUAUGAAUAAGAAAAUAUGUUGUAACUCAACAGGCAUCAAUUCAAUCCUCCCAUGACAGCUAUGUCAUAGGUAAAUGCUUUGCUAUAAGGAGAUUCUGGUGCAGUAGAAGCUCUAGUUUAGGAACUAAAGGAAACAGGAUUUAAAAAAUCCAAAUAACUUAAGGGGUUGUUAUCUGCAUUAAAACAAAGAUUCUUUGGUUUACAAAUGGAUCCCUCUAAGGAGAUUUUUUUUAAAUAAAAAUUUGUCUGAUAGUAUCAUGAGCCACUGAAGGUAGGCAGGGGCCAGAACUACUACUGUCUUAAAAAGAAUCAGGAAGAAACAUUUUAGGAUUAUUUUUUUUUAAUUGGAACUGUGGUUUUUGUGGAGAAACAUAAAAAAUCUAAAAUUAUAAUGUAAUAUCACAGGAAAGUGAUUAUAUGCUAAAGAAGUUGAUAGACAAUUUUAAAAAUAAAUUUUUAUUGGAGAAAUUACAAAAAGGGACUAUAACUUUAUUCAUUCUCUAUAAGGUUAGUAAUUUCUAUGUACCCUGGAUUAUUUAUUGUUUUAAAAGAGUAUCUGGCAAUAAAUGUUCAGUACAUUCAUUUCAUUUGAAAAUGCUAUCAACCAAGCAUAAAUUUUUUUUUUCAGGAGUGGUAAUAGGUUUGUGCUGAAUCACCCUCAUUUACUGUGACCCAAUGUGUGUGUUUAUGAAUUUAUAAUGGUGUUAUUUACAAGCAUUUAUUAUUUCUCCCUCCUUUCUCCACAAUUGAAUAUAACAUAUAUAAAGAGCAAAUAAAAAUAAAACUCUUGUAAUAAAUAGUUCAAGAAAACAAA